AUGAGGCUGCUUCUCUCUACAUCACAAACCUGCAACAAAUCCAACGUCGAACUCCUCAACGCCCUCCGCUCCAACUUUGUCGCAGCCCAACAUAUCGAACCGUCACACACAAACACAAACGGCGCCCUGCAGGCAAUCCACGCUGCCCCGCAAAGACUCUCAUACAGCAACUAUACCACCUGGACAUCCAAGCAAGGACAGAUCCUCUACGUGCCCGCCAUUGACUUCUCAGAAGGUGGCCUGAUAGAAGACCGCGACCAGUAUGACAUCACCGUCAAACUCUUCUAUCUGCCAGGAGUCCCCGCCUCACGCCGCUGUGCGCAUACACGUGAAGCGAUAGACCUCGUCUUGAAGGAGUUGCACGUUAGCUCCAUAGACCUGCUCAUCGUAUCGUUCCCCGGAAUCUCAUUUGACGCAGACGAUGAAGGCGACAACGAGGGCGAACGGGAAGAUGUAAGGGUGUCAAACGGCACCAAAGUCGGCUGUGGCAAUUGUACCAACGACCCAUCCGUAGCACCAGACCUGGAAAGCAUAGUGCAGACCUGGCGCACUCUCGAAUCCCUACAUGCAAAAGGCAUGAUAUCCCAACUGGGGCUGGCGGAGUUUGACAGCGAUCGCCUGGCCAGAUUCCUCCCGCAUACCAAAAUCCGGCCCGCCGUUGAUCAGAUUAACGUCAAGGAUUGCUGCGUCGUGCCAAAGGCGCUGAUCCUCUUUGCCAAACAGGAGAAUAUCGAGUUGCUGACACAUAAUGAUUGUACGGAUAUUUUGCCGCAGGGGACGAUCCGAGAUUUGCUUGCGAGUGGGGAGAAGGGCGCGGGGAUACUGGCGGCAACGGCCGCGGCGGAAGAUGGUGGGUUGAAUGGUGAUAUUGUGCCACAGUGGGUUGUGAAGUAUACCGCUGUGGUAAAGGAUAGGGGGGUGAUUGAGAAUAAAGGAUAUUUUGCGCUUGCGGAAGUGGGGAGUUGUAUCAAUUCUACUGAGUUGACGGAGUAG
This is a messenger RNA of Paracoccidioides lutzii Pb01, 993 nucleotides long. RefSeq names its product glutamate-cysteine ligase. The transcript has 2 exons. Gene Ontology annotation, biological process: glutathione biosynthetic process. The record is from RefSeq and is a predicted model, not a curated record. The coding region runs from base 1 to 993 and encodes 330 amino acids. Gene Ontology annotation, molecular function: glutamate-cysteine ligase catalytic subunit binding; enzyme regulator activity. Gene Ontology annotation, cellular component: glutamate-cysteine ligase complex.